Messenger RNA from Plasmodium berghei ANKA, 966 nucleotides. Its product is annotated as microsomal signal peptidase, putative. Gene Ontology annotation, molecular function: serine-type endopeptidase activity. The record is from RefSeq and is a predicted model, not a curated record. The transcript has a single exon. Gene Ontology annotation, cellular component: mitochondrial inner membrane peptidase complex; membrane. Bases 1 to 966 code for a protein of 321 amino acids. NCBI's taxonomy places the organism in Eukaryota, Apicomplexa, Aconoidasida, Haemosporida, Plasmodiidae.
AUGAGAAAUAUAUACUCGCCAAAAUGCUUUAAAAAUGAAAGUUUUUUUCAUAGUAAGAUUAAUCUGAAAUUCGUUAGUUAUAAUACAAAAAACGACACGCAUAUAUAUUCAGCUAAAAUUAAUAAUGGAUAUGCAUUUCGGAAAAAUUUAAAUUUAAAAAAAAUAAAAAAUUCCCUCAAAAGUAUUAAUAAUAUACCACAUUCAUGUUAUAGAACACAUUUAUUAAAGAAAUAUGGAUUAACAAAAAGGCGAGAAGGAUAUAAUAUAAAUAAAGAUAAAAUUGAGAGAUAUUUUAAUUUUGUUAGAAUUUAUCAUUCAUUAAAUUUUAUAAAAAAUAUAAUACUAUGUUUGUUGCUUAUUUAUGGGGUAAAUAAUUACGUUUUUGACAUGACACUUACUAGUGGUUCUAGUAUGUAUCCAUUAAUAAAUAAAAAUGGGGUAAUAUUAUUUUAUAUUUGUGAUUGCUCUUUACGACUUUUUAACGAACUCCGGAAUAUUGCAUUAUAUAAUUAUAUAAAUAUAUUAUAUAAAAUUUAUAAUAUUAUUCAUAGAAAUUUUGAUAACAUAAAUUUUGUAAAAGUUAAAAACAUAAUAGCAAACAAAAUUGAGAAUUUAACAAAUAAAAUAACAUCAAAUAAACAUGUCUAUAAAAGAGGUGAUGUUGUAUUGCUAAUAUCACCAGUUAAUAGUAAUAAAAGAGUGUGUAAGAGGAUUAUUGGAAUGGAACAUGAUAAAUUAUUUGUAAAUGAUUUUAAUUCAUUUGUUGAAAUUCCAAAAAAUCAUAUAUGGGUAGAGGGCGAUAAUAAACUGGAUUCUUUUGAUAGUAGAAAUUAUGGGUGUGUAAAUAUAAAUUUAGUAAUUGGAAAAAUAUUUUUUCUACUAGACCCAUUUAGAAGCUUUUCUUUUAUUACCAACAAAAGGAAUUAUGAAAUUGAACCAAAUCGAUUUUUGUAUAUGUCUAAUUAG